AUGCAACGAUGCUCCCGGCCGAAACGUCGUCGCCUCGGCGCGAUGCUCCUGGGCGCGGUGGAGCCGUCUGAGCGCUUGGACUUCUUCUCUCACCCCCAGGGCGAGGGUUUGCUGGUCCUGGAUGAGCGCUUGUGCCUCCCGGGCGCCGGGAAUGUGAGGAUCCAUUUCCACGCGGGGUCUGCGACAGAGCAGUUCCGCCUCCAGUUGCUACGGCCCUUUGAGGCGGAGGUGGGCGCAGGCUAUCAGCUGCUGGAGGCUAUGGAGCUGCAGGUGGAGGAGGGCCUGCAGUCCCUUCAGCUGCCCUUCGCCUUUCAGGCCAAAGACUGCCUGGCGUGGCAAUCCUGGCGGCAUGGCGUCAUCAGCUUCCACGAGGAGCUCGCCCCCGCCUCUGUGAAGCUUCUGCUGCCCGGCGCCCCGCUGCGCCUUUCGGAGCGCAUCGAAGCGCGGCACUUCGCGCAGGUGGCAAGGCGCUAUGCGCUGCAACUCGAAGUGGAUGUGGUGCCCUCGCCCGCCAGCGACGCGGACGAACGCGAGGCGGACGCGGUCCGGCGAUGCCGCUGGGAGGAGAUCCACUGGGCUUUGUCGUCCGCCGCCGGCAGUCAGCAGCUGCCUGAGGGGGACGGCAUUUGGUCCAUGGGCAACCGGCGGAUGUGCGAGAGCUUGGGCCACGAGUUCCAGUCAGGGCGCUUCAGCUUUCUGGGGGAGCACUUGCCGUUACAGUUCGGGCUUUGUGCCCCAGCUCAGUGCGACAGAAACGACGCCUCGGAGCAGCUCUUGGCGCGUUUGGCACCAGAGGCUGUGCCGCUACUGCGGCAGGCGGAGUUUAUGGAGAUGCCGCGCUGGGCCGCAGGCGACCACUGGGGCCUGGUGCUGGCACUUCUGUGCCCCGCCCUGGUCGGCCUGGCGGCUGAGAUAAGCUUCUCUUGGCGUGCAGGUCGCUGCUCUCCUUGCCAGGCGCUGCGGCGGCUUUUCCAACCCCGCCUGGCACAGAGGGAAGCGCAACUACUGCGACGGCUGGGGUGCUGUCUACUGGGCCUGCUGCAUUUGCUGCUGGGCCUGGACGUCUUCUGCGCGCCGGAGCCGCCGGCGUUUCUUUGGCGGGACCUGGAUACGGUGCUGGGGUAUGUCUCCACCCAGGCGAUGCUGCUGCUGUCUGCCCGCUGGGCCGCCCAGGCGGGUGGCCCCAGGGAGCUCUGCGGGCGAUUGCUUCGGAAGUGGCUGCGUCUGGCACCGGCCGGGCUGGCCUUGCGCUUGCUCUUCUGCCCGCUGCCGGCGCGGUGGAGACACAGCGGGGUUUCGGCCCGGAGGUCCGCGGGUGACACGCUGGCGGUGGACUGCCGACUCCCGCGCUGCAGCAGCGCGCCCACCUGCGCGGAGCCCUUGGAGGGGUUGCCCUUCGGUGGCAAGGACGUGAUCAUGGCCUUUCCAGAAGUCGCUGACGUCGGCUGGUUUCUGGACGACCGAUUUGACCAACUGCUUGCUGCUGACGCUGCUGAAUCUUGCAGAACGCCUUCCAGGAGGCCGGCGCUUGGCUUUGGCGCUGGCGGCGCUGUGGGCCUUGUUGGCGCUGCUGGUGGCGGAUCUGUCGAGCCCAAGGAUGCCGUUCGACUGCCGGCGAGGCUUGGCGGAACCCCUGGCCAUUGCCUUGCCGCACCUCUGUCUGAACUUCAGCGCGGCGCCGCUGCUGGCGUGGCUUACCCGCGACCGGCCCCCGGAGCCGCGCGCGCAGCCGGCGCUGGCGCUGGCGGUGGCCGCGGCGGUGCCGUGGGUGGCGGACUGCUUCGUCAUGAGGAGUCUGGGCGUUCCAGGCGCUUGCUACACCGGUGCUGGUAA
Messenger RNA from Effrenium voratum, 1833 nucleotides. The record is from the annotation of a GenBank genome assembly. Lineage: Eukaryota; Dinophyceae; Suessiales; Symbiodiniaceae.